Molecule: messenger RNA, 2548 nt
Organism: Sclerotinia trifoliorum
Lineage: Eukaryota; Fungi; Ascomycota; Leotiomycetes; Helotiales; Sclerotiniaceae
Source: the annotation of a GenBank genome assembly
AAAGAUGAUCAAAGGCUGAAUCCAAAUAAGGAAACUAUUACAACAAAUCUAUCAACAAGACAUAUUAAAAUCUUCCACACGAAUAAAUAUAUUUACACAGCCUGAUUAUUGCAUCUUAUAAAACUGUUUGCACUCUAUUCCAUUGCAUAGAAUACUAUAUACAAAAGCCAUUAGACAUAUAAGAACGGCUUGGCAAGGAAAGAAAGGCUGAAGGUUAAGGCAUUCGACUAAAUACCUCUAGACUUCCUUUCAUUUUCAUCUUGUGUAUUUAAUCCGACAUCUCUUGGGUUUUUGGUGCAGACAAGCAUCGCUGCUCUGUCAUAAGAGUACAUACCAUUACCCAUAUGCGGUUACGUGCAUACUCGGGUCUUGCAUGAAAAACAUGGCGUCACCUGCUCAAGGCCUUGCCGUAUAUAAGAAAAAGGAUGGGACCUUAAGUAUAUCCGAAGACGGAAAGUCGAUUCAGUGGCUACCUCUGAAGGCCGAUGGAGGAGUUGUCGUCAAUAUUGCUGUAGCGGACAUUACCAGUGGGUUCACUAGGAUUUCGAAUUUCUUUGACAUUGUUUAUUGACAUCGUUCAGAUCUGCAGCAGACUCCAGAAACCGCUGCAAAGGUAAUGCUGAAAAUAUUUGAGAAGUCAGCAAAUGCCCCGGAAUCAAUGACUCAUCUUUUCCAUUUCAACUCCCCUGCAAAUCCACGUGGGGAAGCGAAUGCCAUCAAAGAUGCCCUGACAAAUUUGAUCAGCGCAUUGAAGGCCGCUGAUGCAAAUGUGCCCAAAGCCAAUGGUUCAGGGCCUGCUUCGGAGUCUGCUUCGUCAGCUAUGGCAAUGGCCAGCGCUGUAAUGUCGAAGUCUAACUAUGGAAAUGCUAGAUUUUAUGAUGAUGCUCAUCUGAAAACGGACAUUGAGCUGCAACAAUCUCUCAUGAAGAAGGAUCCAGCAUUGCAGCGAACUUAUAUGGAAUCAAGGCGGACCAAACCUGACACGAUAUCAGACUCCCAAUUCAAUUCUCAGUUCUGGUCUGCGCGAACGAAUCUGCUGCGAGCUCAUGCUGUUGAAUCGAGCCAAAAGAGGGGUGCUUACAAUGUCCUUUCUACCGUGAAACCACGCCAAGUCGAUGGGGAGUUGAAGAUGAAUAUCAGUGCGGAGCAAGUACAACUAAUUUUCAGCCAACAUCCACUGGUUAAGAAAAUCUACGAUGAGAACGUUCCUAAACUCAAUGAGAUGGACUUCUGGUCAAGAUUUUUCCUUAGUCGCCUAUUCAAAAAACUCAAGGGAGAGCGCAUAAAUGAACAAGACAGUCUUGACCCAACUUUUGAUAGGUACUUAAAUGCCAAUACCGAUGAUGGACUCGACCAACGGCUGCUUUCAACUCAUAUUCCUCAUAUUAUCGAUCUUGGGGGCAAUGAACAGAAUCAAGGGGGUAUCAAGGCAGGCAAUCGAAAAGACUUCACCAUGCGUCCUGAAGCGACAGGCAAAGUACCAAUCGUCCGAACCCUGAAUAGCUUGAGCGAGAAAAUCAUGGCCCAUGUUGCUCCAUCUGACAUAGACCCUGCAGACCCUAUUGGCAUGGAUGAAGAAACUUUCAAUUCUUUAGCAUUGAGGGAUCUCCAAGGCGAUGCAGAAGAGAAUCGGAUUAUGCUCAAUAUCAAAGAACAGAGCCAAUUCCUUUCGAGUGAAAAGUCUGCUAUAUCCGAAGAAGCCGCGCUUUAUGCAAAGCAAAUACCCUCCGAUGUCUUGCUCGGUCUACAAUCUGAUCUCGAUCCCACAUUGAUGAAUACUGACUCUGCUGGUGGCUUAGACCUGCGAACAGCUAUUGGGGUAAAUGAAGAAAGCGAUAGUGAGGAGGAGGAAGAACAAAAGACUCCCCACGUCGGAAGUAAAAGUAGUCUUAUCGAUGCCCAAAAACAAAUCUUUGAAGGAAUUGCAGCACGGCGCACGGAGAUGGAUGGGUCUAACACUACAUCUGCGCUAGCAGGUCUAUCGCAGAAGCUUUUUGAUAGAUUGACGCUGACACAUGCUACAACUGUUGAGUUUCUUCAUCAUUUUUGGCUUAUCUUUCUCUCGGGAGAUCCUGAUCGAGCAGGUGAGCUUGCAAAAAUGGUCGAAACACUUGACAGAGCCAUGGAUCGGAUCAAUGCCGUCGCAGCUGAUGCUGAGCAUGAAAGAGUUGAGAUUAUCGAGAGGCAGAAGGCGCAUUUGAGAGAUGUAUGGGAAAAGACCGGAAAGAAAAUCAAAUGGAAUCCUGAAUCAGUCGGCGGAGGCUCAAAAGUAGUCGGAGAAAUGAUGCAGUCUACCAUCAAAACUUUAGAGAAGGCAUCAAGGGAGUAUCGAAAGGCCCUGGCGGCCGAAGGGGCUGACGCAUCUUAAAAGAGUUCUUAUGUAGAGAGGCACAUCAUAGCGACGGAGUUUAAUAGGGAACGAAUGGCACAGGCAUGCGGAGGUUGGAAGUUCUUUCCACAAUAAGAUAAAGCAUUUUGUAAAGUUUAAUUUUCUAUACAUAAACACCCAGUAGGCUCUUACUUCAUUUCUUCCUUGUCAUGAUUUUAC